Messenger RNA from Callorhinchus milii (elephant shark), 4995 nucleotides. RefSeq names its product BEN domain-containing protein 3. The transcript is spliced from 5 exons. Gene Ontology annotation, molecular function: DNA binding. Gene Ontology annotation, cellular component: heterochromatin. Gene Ontology annotation, biological process: rDNA heterochromatin formation. NCBI's taxonomy places the organism in Eukaryota, Metazoa, Chordata, Chondrichthyes, Chimaeriformes, Callorhinchidae. The record is from RefSeq and is a predicted model, not a curated record. Bases 168 to 2687 code for a protein of 839 amino acids.
CCGCUACAGCUCUCAGGUAUAGCGCAAAACACGCGCACACAUAGACCGAGAGGGGAGAGAGGCGCAGAAACCCACCGCACAGAUCCGCUUGAAUCUGCGAGUUGCAUUGAUUGCACUUCAUUGCAAACACCUUUCCAAGUCACGCUGUGAUGUGGAAGUGGUAGACAAUGAACACUGGAGAUCAAAAUGACGAAGCUGAGUCCAGAACACCAUUCAUCAUUAAUAACUCCACUCUGGAUAGGAAAAAACACAUGGAAGGGGAAAUACAUGUGAUGGAAGUUAUUAUUGAUAAGGUCAAAGAAGAAAUAAAUAUCCAAGAGGACUCUAAAGACAUUCCCAGUCCAGCUAGACCUGCAGAGACGAGCGGGUUAGAAUUACUGUACACCAGCAUACAGGAUGUAGCUAAACGAAAGCCGGUGCAGAAUGGUUCCGGCGACAUGACAACAGAGCACGAGGGUUCCUUCAACCACAAAAGAAGAAGAAUUGCCUCUGAGAGAAACGCAGAGUGUGCUGGCAGAGCUGAGGACGGCAGCGUGGGUUUGGCAGUGGAAGGCAAGGAGCUGGCCGAGGAGAGGAUGGUGCCCUCGUACCGGAAGCCACUGUAUGGUAUCUCUCACAAGAUAUCGGACCGGAGAAGUGUCCAGGCUGCCGAUCAGCCGGGGCCACUCGAGGGUCCUGAGAGAAGCUACGUCAACAAUUUCUUUCAGCAGCGAGACAGCCCCAAGAAUUACUCAGGCGUUCUGGUGUCUCAUGCCUCUGGCAGCGAUCCCACUCUCUACUCGCUGAUCCACAAGAUGCUCUUCACCCUGAACACCCUGAACUCCAGCAUGAUGCAGCUGCACAGCAAGAUCGACCUCCUGUCACUGGAGGUGAGCCGGGUCAAGAAGCACGUGAAUCCCGGGGAGUCUGUGGUAGAGUUCCUGCCGCCCCCCGAGUACCAGCUGAACAAUGCGGAGCUGAAGCAGGUGCUGGAGCAGAGCUCCUCGGCCGGGGACUUUGCCUGCCGGCUCCUGGUGCAGCUCUUCCCAGAACUCUUCACUGAGGAUGAGGUGGGAGGUGGCUGUCAAGCCUGUGGCUCGGUGUCCAAGAGGAAGUUGGAUUCGCUGCACCUGCAGCUGCUGCGUAACUAUGUGGAGGUGUGUUACCCUGCGGCCAAGAGCAGCGGGCUCUGGCAGGUCGAGUGCUUGCCCCAGAUCAGCGACCUCUUCAACAGGUUCUGGGCCCAGAAGGAGAUGGAGAACAGCCACCAGAACGUCGAAGCAGGCAACUUUUAUGAAGCUGAACGUGUGGCAGAGCGGAACUACGUGGACGAGAGCGCACAGGACGAGGGGCUGGACUCCUCCAGCAGCGUGGCCUCGGACCUGGUGCCGGACAUCCAGGAGAUCGGCGAGUACCUGGAGGAGGCCGGGUCUCCCGGGGAGUUCUCGGUGCUACUGCUCCACAGGCUGUUCCCGGAGCUCUUCGACCUGAGGCGGCUGGCGGCCCAACACACCUGCUACGGGGCCAAUGAGAAGCAGGCGCUUGAUACCCAGAGGCUGCAGUUGAUCCGCAAGUACACGGAGAUCUACUUCCCGGAGGUGCAAGCUGACGAGGCCUGGCUCCAGCAGUGCGUCCACACGCUGGACGAGGAGCUGGCCAGCAUCGGGCUGGACGGUAGCGAGACCGAGGCAUUUCCUGGCGACAGCUAUUGCUCCUCCUCCAACGCCUCCUCCGCGCUCGGGAGUAACGAUGGCGCCGACCUGGACAAGUCGACGAGGAAGUCCAAGAAGAUCUGGCUCAUCCCCGUGGAUUUCAACUGCGUCAUGAUCACCCCCCCGGACUUCGAAGUGCCUUGCCCCGAGCACGUGCUGGGUAAACACCAGCUCAAGAACAUUUACGAGAGCAGCCUGUCCAUCGGGAACUUUGCCUCCCGGCUGCUGGUGAAGCUGUUCCCGGAGCUCUUCACUACGGAAAACCUGAGGAAGCAAUACAACUGCAGCGGCUCACUGGGCAAGAAGCCGCUCGAUCCGGUGCGGUUAAAGCUGAUCCGGCACUACGUGCAGCUGAUGUACUCCAGGGCCAAGUGUGACAAGGUGUGGAAUCAGGAGUUUGUGUCCAAACUGGACGAGCGGUGCCGGCGCAGGGACACGGAGCAGAGGCGUGUGUAUCAGCAGCAGAGGAAGAAGUGCACGGUCAGCACGGACAGGGAGGAGCCCACAACCUCAAACUUACAGCCCGAGCUCCCCAAAAAGGAGCUGGUGCUGCUCGCGACGGAAAAGGCCGACCGGUAUAACAAGAACUUCAGCAAGCUGGAACUCAGCAACGUGACCAUCCCCCAGCUCAAUUUCCCGGUUCCGUCCAAACACCUCCUGACCACCAAGGAGCUGAAGGAGAUCGUGCAGGACAGCUUGUCCAUCGGCAACUUUGCGGCACGGCUUCUCGUCAGGAUCUUUCCCGAACUGUUCACUUCUGAAAAUCUCCGGCUGCAGUACAACCACUCAGGGGCGUGUAACAAGAAGCAGCUGGAUCCCGUCCGGCUCCGGCUGAUUCGACACUACGUGGAAGCGGUUUAUCCUCGAGCCAGGAGCGACCAGGUCUGGCACCUGGAGUGCAUCCCGAGCAUCGACGAGAGGUGCCGGCGGCCAGACAGGAGGAAGUCAAAGCUACAGGGAAAGGCUGAGAAUAAAAAAAAUGGACGAGUCUCUUAGCCAUCGGUAUAAAUAACUGAGAUAACCUUUAAAGGGGUUUAUCAUGUAUUUGGCAUUAUUAUAUAAGUUUAUCUCAGAGGAUAGACGAGCUUUAAAAUAAUUUUUUUAAAAAAAAGUAAAAUAUAGGAAUUCUCUAAGGUACCAAUUGAAAAAGAAUACUUUUGCAGUUCUCAUCUGUCGCUUUGUGCUGUGCCAUUUGAUAGUCCAAUUUCAAGAGUUGAACUCGUGGUUUGAAAGUACUGGAGAUACGUCUGCAAAGGAGUGAGGGAAAGGUUUGAACACCAUUUGCCUAAUUUUCGCUAAUUACUGUCGGACCAUUCUUCUACAGAGAAUUUGAGAGACAAUUGGUAGCAUUUAGAAGGUCAUUGUGGAUUCCUGGCUUUACAGACUACUGACGUGAGGAAGUAUCCAAAAGCUGGAGGUGGGGAAUGAGGAAAUACAAUAUGUGGCACAUUUAAGAGUCUCAACUUCACCUGUCACCACAGUUUCUUUGCUUCACUGAUCGUAUCUUGUGCUUAAUUAUAUAAAAACUCUGUCAACAUCUGAUUCGUAAUGCCAUCAAAAUUGGUGCUAAACCUCCUUAAAAUGAGUGAAUUGGAGUAGAGGUUUUCUUUUGAGAUUGUGUCAAAUUAAAUUCUGUUACAGUUACAUAGCUAAAGUUUGUCUUUAUUCUUUAGCCUCUUGAACUGUGGUGACAUUUUCUUUAACAUGUGAGACACUUUUUUUUUGUGAUAGAUCCUUUUAAAUUAGCUAUAAAGUGGAUGUUACAGAAGGGCGUUGCCAUGUGUUUGCUUCAUGCUGUUACUUCUGAGAUCUGGGUUCACAUCGAGUCCAGACAGAAGAAACAGACUUGCUUCUUAUGGUAUCCACACAUAAGCCCUGGUCUAGAGGGUAAGUAGGUGACUUGAACCUGGAGUUUGCUUACACACCGACUGCUCACUGGGAGAGGUGUGACAGCAGCAAGAGGUGUCCAUCCUUCAUGGAAGUUCUGCUUCUAUUCCUCACCCCUGAACCCCUACCUACUCCACACGCUGUGGAGAAAGGCAAACCCAUACCUUACUGCCUGCUAGUACUUUACCUUAGUGCUCAAACUGUGAACAAAUAAAACUUUAUAGUAAAGUGGUUUAGUGGGAUUGCUGACGUCCAUUUUCAGGGUGAGAUGCAUACGUUAUCUUCUUACCAAAUUUGUUUUUACCAGAUUAUUCUUGUGAGAGCAGAGUAUCUUUUUACAUAGAGAUUGUAAGAAUCCAUUGUUUCAUGCAGCUUACAGUAAGUGAGAGAAUCUGGGCUCCUCUUUGUGGAGCAAAAAACUCACACAAGGUUUUUUUCUGCAACGCAGCAGCAGAAGGCUUCAAGUGAUGGUGGUAGCGGGGUGGGGGGAGUGGAUAGGGGAAGCUGGGGGUGGGGGCAGGAAAUGGGGCCGAGUGGCAGUCCUGAACUUGGGUCUCUUGCGAACCAAACUAGUCAAUGACCAACUUCAAGGGACUUUGGUGUCCUUUAAACUUUAAGAAAAAAUUCUAACAUAGAAAAAAAUAUUUUGAAGAAGAGUUUACUAAAUACUGUGAUUGUUAUGCUGCUUGGAAUUUUCCCAGACUACUUUGUAGGUUUAUAUAGUAGUGGAAAUAUGUUUGCUUGAAAUGAGGUAUGAAGAAUGAACCAAUUAAAAAAAAAUACAAAAUUAUUACAUACCAAAGUUAACAACUGUAUACCAACAUUUGUUAGAAUUAAAGCAAAAUAGUGCAGAUGCUGGAAAUCUGAAAUAAAAACAGAAGUUGCUGGGAACACUCAGCAACUCACGCAGCAUCUGUAGAGACAGGAAAAUCAGUUAAUGUUUCAGGUCGAUGACCUUUCGUCAGAACUGUUCUGAUGAAGGAUUAUCGACCUGAAAUGUUUGUUACAACUAAAUGGAAAAUGUUUAAAAAUGCUUUCGCUAUAUUAAAAAAUAUUACAAUUGGAAUGAAAUUUCAUUUGUUCAUCUGAUUUCCUCCGCCGAUUUGAGAUUUUCAAUUCGAUAUAACUUCGGGCUUCAGUGAGAUUGAAUUUUAUUUCAACACAUUGCUUCGUAUGUUAAUUGAUUUCAACAAACCUGUGUAAAUAACGUUUUUAAUAGUUUUGAUCCAUAUUAACACACAAGUGUAUGAACAAGUACAAUUUAAUUUGAAUGUUUUCUUUGGGAUCUGUUAAUGUUGAUGCCAAAGUUUUUCAUCUGAGCGGAGAAAUGAGUAUGAGAAUGCAACACCUUCACCUCAACGUUAAGAUAAACUGCUGUUUUCUUUGUAGAACUCAUUAAACUCUUGUAUUAUUGGUA